Molecule: messenger RNA, 870 nt
Organism: Kwoniella botswanensis
Lineage: Eukaryota; Fungi; Basidiomycota; Tremellomycetes; Tremellales; Cryptococcaceae
Exons: 4
Coding region: 1-870 (289 amino acids)
Biological process (GO): GPI anchor biosynthetic process
Cellular component (GO): endoplasmic reticulum
Molecular function (GO): N-acetylglucosaminylphosphatidylinositol deacetylase activity
Source: RefSeq, a predicted model, not a curated record
AUGCCUCCUAUAUCAGACCCCUCGAGGCGCUCCGGGCACUCCGAGCAGCGGAUCCGACCGUACAUCCCCCUCCCCAUACUUCUCCUCACAUCUCUCAUCCCCCUCCUGGGAUUAUUAUUCCCUUAUUUCUCGACCCAGCCGAUUGCCCGUUUCUCCACAUACAUCCCGUCGGCUCAUGAUGGUCAUCCAAAGGCAUUGAUACUUACUGCUCAUCCGGAUGACGAAGUGAUGUUCUUUUCACCUACUAUCUUAUCACUAGUGUCAGAAGGAUGGACGGUUAGUGGAUUAUGUCUAUCGACAGGUAACUCAUCGGGUCUGGGGGUCAUACGUACAGAAGAAUUAUACGGGAGCUACCAAGUCUUAGGAGUUGAACGUAAAAAUGUGAAAGUUAUCGAUCAUCGUGAUUUGCAAGAUUCCUUGACUGCUCAUUGGGAUCCACAUCUGAUAUCAGAUAUUUUGCUAGAUCAUCUGAAUGAUCAUCCAGCAGAUCUGACAGUAACCUUCGACGAGAUUGGAAUCACCCAUCAUCCCAACCACAUUUCUCUCUCUCAAGCUUUAGCUCUCCUACAAACUCACACUCAGCCUAGUCCUAAAAUAAUACACUUAAAAUCACCUGGGGUGAUCCCGAAAUUCACUGGACCCCUAUAUCCCAUUUACCUCAACUUACAAAAAAUCCUUUAUCAUAUACUCAAGUCCGAUGCGCAGAAAGAGGGGCAAGAGGAGAAGGGGUUGGUCGUUGUUUCAUCUCCUGCUCAAUGGGUACAGAGUAUACAAGCUAUGAUGGCCCACCGUACGCAACUAGUAUGGUUUAGGUGGUUGUAUCUCGCUGCGUCAAGGUUGAUGUGGGUUAAUGAGUUGAUAGAGAUAUGA